Octopus sinensis (East Asian common octopus) is the source of this 2681-nucleotide messenger RNA. RefSeq names its product delta(12) fatty acid desaturase DES8.11. Lineage: Eukaryota; Metazoa; Mollusca; Cephalopoda; Octopoda; Octopodidae. The coding region runs from base 364 to 1470 and encodes 368 amino acids. Gene Ontology annotation, molecular function: oxidoreductase activity. The transcript is spliced from 2 exons. The record is from RefSeq and is a predicted model, not a curated record. Gene Ontology annotation, biological process: lipid metabolic process.
CAUCAUCAUCAUCACCGCAUCACCAUCAUCAUCAUCGUCAUCAUCAUCGUUAUCACCGUAGUCAUCAUCGACAUCAACACCACGAUCUCUUUUCUAACGAGGUCUUGAUAGUUUACACGGCGUCAGUGAGCGAUGCCCUACUCUUGCAGCGAGUGAUCGCGAGGGACAACAAUCACCGUUAAAAGCAGUCGCAAUAUCUAUCUAUCUAUCUAUCUAUCUAUCUAUCUAUCUAUCUAUCUAUCUAUCUAUCUAUCUAUCUAUCGUUCAGUAUUCCUGUUUAUGUUACUGACAUACAUAUAUACAUAUAUACACAAACAAAACAUCGGGCUAUUUACAUGGUAGUUAAUUAAAAUCUCAGACACCAUGGUUUUGGAAGAAGACUGUGAUGGAGCCACUUCAAUGCAAACAUCUGGCACUUCGGAACAGGAGGUUGAAGAACUUUUUAAAGUUGGUGUGCCGCAGAACUUGCCAACCAUCACUCAAAUCAAACAAGUUAUACCAGCUCGAUGUUUCAAUCCUAAAGUUUCUACAUCAAUGUAUUAUGUUGUUCGUGAUGUCAUUAGUAUGACAGUCCUGUACGUAAUUAGUGAGUGGGCCAUGAAUAACUUACCUGUGUCGGCAGGAAUUGUACAUAUACCCCUUUAUUGGUUCUUACAAGGGACCAUGUUCACUGCUAUUUUUGUUCUGGGACACGACUGUGGACAUGGUUCUUUCUCCCAUCAUCCCUUAUUAAACGAUACAAUGGGAACCCUGUUACAUUCUUUUCUGUUAUGUCCUUACUAUACUUGGAAACUGUCCCACAAAAACCAUCAUAAAAACACUGGAAAUAUUGAUAAAGAUGAAGUCUAUUAUCCCAUCAGGAAAAAAUUUCGAAAAACAUCAACUCAGCUUUUACCUGGAUUUGGUCUUGGUUUAGGAUGGUUUGGCUACUUGGUGCGUGGUUAUAAGCCACGACAAGUCAAUCAUUUUAAUCUAUUCCAUUUUCUAUUUCAGAACCAUAUCCUGGGAUGUACUUUAUCUUUUAUAGGAGACUUCAUAAUGGCUUAUAUUUUGUAUAUGUUUUACCACCAGAAAGGGUUUCUAAUGCUUGUUCACCAUUAUAUCAUCCCUCUUUUUGUGUUUUCCACGUACAUGGUGGUGUUUACUUUCUUACACCACCAUGAUGUCAACAUCCCUUGGUAUUCAGAUGAUCAAUGGAACUAUGUUUCAGGGCAAUUAUCCUCAAUUGAUAGGGAUUAUGGUUGGGUGCAUGGAUUAACCCAUGACAUCGGCACACACCAGAUCCACCAUCUAUUUAGUAUAGUACCCCACUAUCAUCUUCCAGAAGCCACUAGCCAUUUCCGAAAAGCUUUCCCACAUUUGGUGCACUAUUAUACUGAUCCAAUUCUUCCAACAUUUUGGAGCAUGUUCAAGAAAUAUGCAGCUCAGUCAUUGAUUAGUGACUCUACCCAGAUACAUGUUUACAAAUGAUUGUUUUAAUAGUGUCAAAUUUUCAAACCUUUUUUUUUUUCACCACUAAAAUUUCUUGCCCAGCACUGGACACUUUCAGGUUAUAUGGUUGCUAAAGACAUAUUUUUCUAUAUUUUUAAUCAGUUCCCCACUGAGCAAUAAAUACCAUAUCACUAAUUAACUAAUUAAUUUCUUUUCUCUUUAACCUGAUUUGUUCCUCUGCACCUUUUUAACAACAGAAUAAUUCCAUAUUUUUCUACCUCUCAUUAAGAAAGCACAAUGACUAUUAUUCACUGGUAAAGCACGAAAAUGUUUUGUCUACCAAUAAAUUAUGGUUCUAGAUAUUAGUAUGGAGAAGUUGAGGGUGGUGAUAACUAUGGAAGGUCGGAAUUCAGAUAACAUUCAGAUUGAUUUACUGUAGGUGGUGGCUGGGGUACAGAUGGAAACAUAAGAUGAAAUUUAGAAACAGUUGACAAAUAAACUGCUUCAGAAGUGAACUGCAACAAGCUUUGGGAUAAUGUCCUCUUAGUAGAAUGACUCAGUGAUUUUGGAAACCUGAGUUUUGCAGAGUUGAGAUCUAGAACUGAAAUUAUUCUGUAAGGGCAUGGGAAUGAAUGUUACCCUUGCUGCUGCAGAAACUUAUUAAAACAACUGUUCAAGAUACAUAGAGACAUUGAAAUCGAGACCAAAAUAGUGGAGUUGUGGACAAUUGCCAUCCGUUAUAUUGUAAAUAUAAUUUGCAAAACACUUAAAAUAUAAUAAUUUAAAAUUUUGGCAGAAUGCCAGUUUUAUGGGAAGUAAGUCAUUACAUUGAUCCCAGUAUGUCACAGGUAUUCUAUUUUACCAACCCCUAAAUGGAUGAAAGACAAAGCUGACCUCAGUGUGAUUUGAACUCAGGAUGUAAGAAGAUGAUAGAAAUGUCACGAAGCAGUUUUGCCAACUCUCUACUGAUUCUGCCAGCCCUUUGCUCUUUGUUUUUGACUUAGGCCCAAUGCCGUUAAUUUUGAGGGAAGGGGCUUGUCUGUUCCAUCAACCCAGUUCUUGUUCUUCAUUUUAUCAACCUCAAAACGAUGAAAGCAAAGUCGACCCCUCAGCUUCAUUUCAAUGGAGAAUGUCAAGGUAAUAUUUUACUGAUGCUCUAACAACUUUACUACUACUACUACUACUACUACUACUACUACUACUACUACUAACGAAGGGUUUAUGUGCAGUGAACAGUCACACAAUAACAA